AUCUGCACGUAAUAUUUUUACAAUAUUAAACAGACCUUACUAAUAUGAUUAUUACAGACCUUACCAGUAUUUACGCCGAUAGAAAUGUUUUAAUAAUUAUUUUUAUGCCAGGAAUCUUAGCAAUAGCCAUUUCAUUUUGAAAUAAAGUUUCCGUCAAAAGUAUCUGACACCAACCAAAGUAAAUAAACAAGAUUUGAAGGUGAACUUUUCAUGGUUUCUAUUUCAACGUAAUUUACUUCAAUUUUUAAGAUGGUGUUUGAUUACUUUGAAAAAUAUACAUUUUUGUGCGAAAUGUAUGACGAAGAUGCAGAUGCUGUUAUGGAAUUGGUCUUGAAUUUUUUUCCUUUCGAUAAUUCCGUUCAAGUAAUAAAUGCAAAAAAAGGAAAAAAUCUUUUGAAACGAGUUCAACUUCCAACCCUUAGGUUAGAGAUGCUACAAAUCGGAAAUAUCGUUAAUAUAUUUUCAAAACUACUACUUAUAACGGACUGCGCUCCGGCCACUCGGAUAAAGUUGUUUAAUAAUGUUCAGAGUACUUUCGCAAUCAUUAAACCUGUAUCCCCCAGUUUACAUGGAAAAAUAAUAACAUACAUAAUGAAAAAAGGCUUCCGCAUUGUCCGAAUGAAAAACGGCAAAAUGAGCAAAGAUUUUGCUAUGGAUCUAUAUCGAUCAAUUGCCGGAAAUAGCAUGCUUCCUAUUAUAAUUGACUACGUUACGAGUGGUGAGGUAAUAGGGUUGGAGCUGGUCGGCCCGGACGCAAUUGCAGAGUGGCGGCGAUGUUUGGGCGCCACCGACCCCGCUGACGCAGCGCCUGGCACUCUCCGAGCGUUGUAUGGUGAAAACAAGCUCAGAAACGUAGCACAUGGUUGUAAUUCGAUAGAGGAUGCUACUAAGAUGCUAGAAUUAUUCUUUGGAUACGAGAAAGGACUGCCGCGAAUUCCAUUUCGCGCAACAUUCAAGAACUGCACUUGCUGUGUUAUCAAACCCCAUGCGAUUAUAGAUGGAAAUGUUGGCGCUAUUUUUGAACAGAUCUCGAUCUCUGGGAAAUUUUAUAUAUCGGCCACAGCAAUGUUCUCUGUGAAACUUGCUAAUGCUGAAGAGUUUUAUGAAGUGUAUAAAGGAGUGUUACCUGAAUAUGAGGCUAUGUGCAUACAUCUGGCUGAAGGAAAAUGUAUAGCAUUAGAAGUUAAAUGUACUGAUCCCAGUCUUAACUGUGUGUGUGAAUUCAGAAAACUAUGUGGCCCUCGAGAUCCGGAUCUAUGUCGUCAAUUGUAUCCAGAUUCCAUAAGAGCUCAAUAUGGGAAGACUAUAGUACAUAAUGCUGUCCACUGUACUGAUUUGCCUGAAGAUGGUGAAAAUGAAGUAGAAUACUUCUUCAAACUUCUAGCCAAUGAUUGA
Messenger RNA from Trichoplusia ni (cabbage looper), 1395 nucleotides. Its product is annotated as nucleoside diphosphate kinase 7-like. Gene Ontology annotation, cellular component: centrosome. NCBI's taxonomy places the organism in Eukaryota, Metazoa, Arthropoda, Insecta, Lepidoptera, Noctuidae. The transcript has 7 exons. The record is from RefSeq and is a predicted model, not a curated record. The coding region runs from base 250 to 1395 and encodes 381 amino acids.